UCAGGGCAUGCUCCUCCCUCAGCAGGGGGGUGGGGAGGGAAUCCCUUGGCUGAACCAGGUGAGGGCAAGAGUUCCCACAACUGCCGGGGCGGAGAGUCCGUGAGAAGCCUACUUCCGUUCCGGGAGGCCAGAUUGAAGCUCAUUGGUUCGCAGCGAUGAGUGGCAGGUCCCGAACCAAUGGAAGGUCAUGCUCGCCGAGGCGCCCGCCUAGCACGUCUGCUUCCUGUUGGGCAUCGGCCCCGCGCGCGUGUGGAGGAGCCGCCGCCGUCCAGGAGUCAGGGGAAUGACCGGGAGCACGCGUCUCCGCAGUCGUUCCUCGCCAGCCCUUCGACUCGGAUCCUGACCCGAGCUCCGUCGCCCCGACCUCUUGCGUCGGGCCCGCCGAAGGUUACCCUAUUCACACCGAGGGCGAAGCGGCCCAGCGCAAGCCCCGGGGCCGGCUCGACGGAGCUCGGGCUGGACGGACCCCGGCGCGGACUGUGGGCAGCGAGGUGGCGGCCAGCAGAGGGCGCCGCCCGAGCAUGGCCGAGGAGCGCCGCGGGUCCUGGUUCGGCUUCGGUUUCUGCGGCUUCGGGCAGGCUCUGGGCUCGGGGCACGGGCGACAGGUGCACAGCCCCGAGCCGCUGCGGACACCGGGCGAGGGCGCCGACGUCUGCCGCGUGAGCGCGAGCUGGAGCUACACCGCCUUCGUGACCCGUGAAGGCCGGCUGGAGCUGUCGGGCUCCGCGGGCGGCGCGGCGGGCGGCUGCAGGGACGCGUGGGCCUCGGCCUUGUGCAGGCAUGGACAGCUGGGCCACGGGACUCUGGAGGCCGAGCUGGAGCCCCGGCUGCUGGAGGCGCUGCAGGGCCUCCCCAUGGCUGAGGUGGCGGCAGGGGGCUGGCACUCUGUGUGUGUGAGUGAGACUGGCGAUAUUUACAUCUGGGGCUGGAAUGAAUCUGGGCAGCUGGCCCUGCCCAGCAGGAGCCUGGCAGAGGAUGGCAAGACCACUGCCCAGGAAGCCAGGGGCCUGAAGGAAGACGGUUCUGACGCGAGAACAGGCAGGGGUGAGGCUGGAGGCCCGGCCCCCUUCAUAGCCAUCCAGCCCUUCCCGGCUUUACUGGAUCUCCCCCCGGGCACAGACGCAGCCAAGGCCAGCUGUGGAUCCCGGCACACGGCCGUGGUGACCAGAACAGGGGAGCUCUACACCUGGGGCUGGGGUAAAUACGGACAGCUUGGCCACAAGGACACGAGCAGCUUGGACCGGCCGCGCCGAGUGGAGUAUUUCGUGGGUGAGCAGCUCCGGGUGAGGGCUGUGAGCUGUGGGCCCUGGAACACCUACGUGUACGCCGUGGAACACGAGCAGCGCUGACGGCUCCAGAUGGGGGCGUAGGAGAAGCGCACGGUGAGCUCCACAGUUACCGCCGGUGAGACUCCCACCGGGGCAGGGACGCCGCUGCCAGCCCCCCGGAGGCCCGCCCCCCGCACUUUGUCCUCCUGUUAGGGACACCCGGGGGGCUUUGGAAGCGGGUGCCCGAGGCCAGCACCGCACGCACCCUGGAGUCGGAACCUCCGGCUGGGGAGCCUGGGCUGGGGGAGGUUUUAAAGCUCCCCCACCUGCCCCAAGGUGACGGGAGGUAGGGCCGAGAUGGGGAACGCCGGGGCAUCGUUUGUGGCUCGCUCUUCUCCGAAGUGUCUUCCUCGUGCGCCUCCUCAUACAACGUAGUUUGUCUGCUUUGGAACUUUACGUAAACGGAAUCAUUCUGCAUA
Suricata suricatta (meerkat) is the source of this 1747-nucleotide messenger RNA. It is a transcript of the gene RCCD1, whose product is annotated as RCC1 domain containing 1. The transcript has 8 exons. Lineage: Eukaryota; Metazoa; Chordata; Mammalia; Carnivora; Herpestidae. The coding region runs from base 522 to 1349 and encodes 275 amino acids. The record is from RefSeq and is a predicted model, not a curated record.